GACACUACUGUUCGGGAUUUCUGUGGUUGGAUUAGUGAUCGAGCCUCGGUGUACCACUCAGAACCGUAAUUAUAACGCCUCUGGCAUAUUCGUCAACGAGGUCUAACUCACCAUUCGACCCAGAGAUUACGAAUCAAGGACGAACGUUAUUGGUAAUCGAUCGGAUCCGGUGCUAUCUGGCUGGCUGGGGAACUCGUAUAAAUCUUCAGUUCUAAUCCUCCUUCAUUUACAUUACUCUGUAGUUACCUCUUCUUUUACAUUCUCUCUAACGCCCCCACCACAAGAAUCUGUCUUUUUUUUUUACCAGCAUGUCGUUUCAAAAGGCAGUCGCCAUCACUGCGCCCCAGGUUGCGACCCUUGUCACAGACAGACCCCUCCCUAAGCUGCGAGAUGACUAUAUCCUUGUCAAAACGGUCAGUGUGGGCUUGAACCCCACUGAUUGGAAACACAUAGCGUUUCUCGCGCCCCCUGGUGUUCUUGUCGGCUGUGACUACUCUGGCAUCGUGGAAGCGGUUGGUAAAGAUGUGAGCAAGAAAUUCAGCAAGGGAGAUCGUGUGUGUGGCUGUGUGCAUGGUGCCAAUGCGGUGCAGCCCGAGGACGGCGCAUUCGCCGAGUAUAUCGUGGCAAAGGGCGAUCUGCAAAUGAAAAUACCUGAUAACCUGAGCUUUCAGGAAGCCGCCACAUUAGGGGUGGGAAUCACCACUGUCGGCCAAGCCCUGUACCAGAGUCUGAAGUUGGCUCUGCCUACUGAACCAGCCCAGAACUCGCCUUUUAUUCUCAUCUACGGGGGCUCCACGGCCACUGGCACACUAGCUAUCCAGUUUGCCAAGCUGUCUGGAUGCAAGGUUCUUACCACAAGUUCGCCUGCACACUUCGAUCUCCUCCGCAAACUUGGUGCGGAGGCGGUGUUCGACUACAAUGAGCCCCAGGCGGCUGCGGAUAUCCGGAAGUAUACCGACAACAAUCUGAAGCUAGCACUGGAUUGUAUUUCCCUCGAGACCAGUGCCCAGUUCUGUGACAACGCUUUAUCUACCGAUGGUGGCGAGUACAGUGCCCUCCUACCUGUUGGCAUCGGGCGUGCCAAUAUUUCUGCCCGCUCAACACUGGCGUACACAGCAAUCGGGGAAGCUUUUACAUUUGGAGCGACUCCCGUGCCAGCCAACGCGGGAGACAAAGCAUUCGCAGAGAAAUUCUGGGCCCUAGCAGAGUCGUUGCUGGCGCAAGGAAAGAUCAAACCCCACCCACACCGUGUAGGUCAAGAUGGGCUCAAGGGAGCGUUGCAGGGUUUGGAUAUGCUAAAGGAGGGCAAAGUAAGGGGAGAGAAGCUAGUUUACAACGUCGAUGAGACUAUUUAGACGCAUAGUUAUUUGUCCCAAUAUUGAAACUCGAUUAGUCCAUUGUAAUGAAUCACUCCCCUCCCACGUAUGGAAGAGUGACACAUUGAUUCAAGUUGCGAGCCAUAACAUGGCAGGAGCUAUAAAGUUUAUUGGCUCAUGUAUUGCAAACACAUUCCUU
Messenger RNA from Aspergillus alliaceus, 1515 nucleotides. Its product is annotated as zinc-binding alcohol dehydrogenase family protein. The transcript has a single exon. Gene Ontology annotation, molecular function: oxidoreductase activity, acting on NAD(P)H. NCBI's taxonomy places the organism in Eukaryota, Fungi, Ascomycota, Eurotiomycetes, Eurotiales, Aspergillaceae. The coding region runs from base 309 to 1355 and encodes 348 amino acids. The record is from RefSeq and is a predicted model, not a curated record.